CGCAUGGUACAGCUUGAGCAAGCACAAAAGAGUGCAGAAGUGACUUGUGAAGCUACUGAGCGCGAAUUGGAACUAGAAGCCCAGCUGGUGGAAGCCAGAAGUAUCAUACAGGAACAGGCAUCCAUCAUGAGCAAACACCGAGAAGACACUUGACACACAGCAGCUUAUCGUCUUCUUAACGCUAUAAACGGCCUCUGAAUUGCCCUACCGUAGCUAAAUGGACACGAGCUACAGAAUCGAUGGCCUCUCCUUCGGAAUCAAAUUCAACAGGUAUCCCGUAAGAAGCUCUCCCAGCAAGCAGCUCAAGUGCAGCAGCAGAUUCUCGAGCGUAGCAAUCGACUACUCAGCACAGGAUAGCAAUAAUGUAGCCGAAUGGAGGCUUCCUGGAGGAGGUGGAGCAGCAGCAGCUCAAGAGCGCAAGGCACGAGAGCGAGCAGCCCAAGCAGCUGCCGAAGCCCUCAUAAAGGUUUUGCUGGCCAACUCGGUAGACCCACAUCUCCUAUCUCGAGCUCUGGACGAGUGCUACGGCUCAAGACGGCUCGUCCCUGUGGUAGUUGGCAGAGUUCUCGUCAAGCUCAGGAAUCCACAGGCAGCAAUGCUCUUCUUCCAGUGGGCUAAAGCACGUCCAGGCUUCCAGCACAAUACUUACACCUGCAAUUCCCUCCUGGAGGUCUUUGUUAACGACGGAUGCCAUCGGGAGGCAUACAGAGUCUUCAAAGACGAGCUUGUCACACUCUUCAGGCCCGACGACUUCACCUAUGGGACUUUGAUAAGAGGUUUUUGCAAAGCCGAGCAAAUACCACAGGCAGUAAAUCUUCUUGGGGAGAUGAAGGCCGCAGGAAUUACUCCCACCAUCGUCACCUUUGGCUCUCUCAUUCGCAAGCUUUGCGAGCUGAAUUUCACCGACAAAGCACUUCAAAUCUUCCACCAGAUGAUCGACAUGAAAGUGAAGCCCGACGCUUUUCUAUACACCGUCGUCAUCGGACAUCUGUGCAAGAUCAACAAGUUAGACUUGGCGGCCUCCUACUUCGAACGAAUGGUACAAAGCGGCUGCUUACCCGACAAAGUCACGUACACCGUUCUCGUCCACAGCCUCUUCAAAGCUUGCAAGUGGGAACAAGGCCACCAGAUCUUCGAAGAGAUGUUGAGCAAAGGACACUCUCCCGAGCUGGUUACGUAUGCCACCGUCGUCAACGGAUACUGCAAAGCCGGCAGGAUAGACCAAGCUCUCUCGCUCAUGAGACGCUUGAAAGGCACCGGACGAUCACCCAGCGGCUCCUUGUACAGCACUCUGAUCGACGGCCUCUGCAAGCAUGACCGACACGACGAAGCACGGGAGCUGUUUGAGAUGGCCGCGGGAGACGUCCAGGACGUGAUCGUCUACACCAGCUUCAUCAGCGGGCUGUGCAAGGCCGGAAAGCUGGACGAGGCGAAAGCUGUUCACGUCAAGAUGAUCGAAGCUGGCUGUGCUCCCGACCCAGUCUCGUACAACGUGAUAAUCUACAGCCUCUGCAAGGACAACCGAGUGAGCGAGGCCAAGGAACUCAUGGACCAGGCAAUGGAGAGGAAGUGCAUGCCUGGCGUGCCCGUGUGCACGGUGCUGGUGGACGGCCUUUGCAAGUCUCGCCGGGUGGAGGAGGCCUGCGUGAUCCUGGAACGGAUGCUGGAAACCGGGGACCGAGCUCCGAGCGUGGUGACUUACAGCGCAGUCAUCGACGGGCUUUGCAAGGCGGACAGGCUCGACGACGCCUACGUCGUGCUCCAGAAGAUGCGAAGAGCUGGCUGCGUCCCGGACGUGGUGACUUACACCGCCAUCAUCGACGCCUUCUGCAAAGUGGGACGGCUGGACGAAGCCCGCGAGCUGUUCCAGCGAAUGCACGAGAGAGGCUGCGCGUUGGACGUGGUGGCCUACAACAUCUUGAUCCGGGGCUACUGCCGAGCGGCCAAAGUGGACGAAGCCAUCGCCAUGAUCGAGGAGAUGGCCGGGAGAGGGAUCCAGCCCAACGUGGUGUCGCUCAGCACCAUCGUCGACGGGCUGUGCAAGGAGUCGAGGGUGGAAGAAGCUCGACUUCUCAUGGAAAAGAUGAACUUCGAGAGCUUGCCGGAUAGCGAUCCAGUGAGUUGAAGUGUUUUGAUUCGAAGAUGGAAUGAUAGAAGAUCUUCCAACCAUCGUCACUCUUUUCUUCUAGAGAAGAAGCUCUCUCCUGGGAUGAGUCACGCUAGCUAUGGCUUAGAUGAGCUUGACGCCGGUCUCUCUGAGCUUAUCCAAGAGGGCCUUUCUCUUGCCAUGGUAGAGCUCACCUCGGUUGCGAAAGUAUGUAACGCCGGGGAUCCCCUUCUCCUUCAAUCGCUCCGCCAGAGCUUCUCCAACCUUUGCCGCCGCCGCGCAAUCCGUCAAGCUCGCCAGGCCCUGCUUGAGCUCCUCGUCGCGGCUGGACGCGCGGACCACCAGCGCAUUGUCGUGGAGAGUGUCAAACACCUCGGCGGUGACGGACCUGUUGGAGAAUUGCAUUUUCAUGGCGUAUGGCUUGACGUACUUGGUGAUGGCGCGCGGCACGAUGCGAUCUACCCAAGACGGCGGCAGCUUCACCACUCUCCCGCGCCUCUCUACGUGCGGCGGCACCGGGCCCUUGUGCUGGGGGCGCUGCCGGAAAUCGAGCAGGCGCUGCCAUCGCGCCUCGGUCACCAUUCCCUUGGAUCGCCCGAUGAGCUCCUUCCUCACCAUCGCUCCCCCUAACCCUAAACCUAGGAAAAUAUUAAAGGUUGACCUUUAAGGGUCAGUAAAGGUU
Molecule: messenger RNA, 2789 nt
Organism: Selaginella moellendorffii
Lineage: Eukaryota; Viridiplantae; Streptophyta; Lycopodiopsida; Selaginellales; Selaginellaceae
Product: pentatricopeptide repeat-containing protein At1g63400
Exons: 2
Coding region: 218-2125 (635 amino acids)
Molecular function (GO): protein binding
Source: RefSeq, a predicted model, not a curated record